This is a messenger RNA of Rhizoctonia solani, 3162 nucleotides long. Its product is annotated as Retrotransposable element Tf2 protein. Bases 1 to 3162 code for a protein of 1053 amino acids. The record is from RefSeq and is a predicted model, not a curated record. Gene Ontology annotation, molecular function: nucleic acid binding. Lineage: Eukaryota; Fungi; Basidiomycota; Agaricomycetes; Cantharellales; Ceratobasidiaceae. The transcript is spliced from 2 exons. Gene Ontology annotation, biological process: DNA integration.
AUGCUCGAUGGGUCGAGCCCCCAGGCAGGCAAAAUCUGGAAGAAGGCCAACCUAACCUUCUCCUUUGAUGGCAAAAAAAUGACCGAGACCUUCCUCAUCUGCAAUACAGGGUCUCACGCCGCCAUCCUAGGAUUGAAGUGGUUAGACGCCCACAACCCAGAGAUUGAUUGGAAUUUGCGCACCCUCUCCUUUCCUCACACACCACCAGAACACGUGGCCAUUGCCAAAGAGGAGGAAGCCGAUCAAACACCCCUUGAAGGAGUAUUCGGGGAGGAAGAAUUCAACAAGCUUCCCCCACACCGGCAUUACGACAUCGGGAUUGAACUCACAGAGGAAGGCCCCCUCAAUUUGCCUCUCUAUAGUAUGACCAAUGCCGAGUCCGCUACGCUCAAGGACUGGCUCAGGGACGAACUCAAGGCGGGCAAAAUACGUCCUAGCAAGUCUUCCAUCAGUUCCCCUGUGAUGUUUGUUCCUAAAAAGGACGGCUCCCGUCGCUUGGUUGUUGACUACCGCCGCCUGAAUAACCGGACCAAAAAGAAUGUUUACCCGUUACCCCGUCCUGACGACCUCAUGGCCCAGCUCCGUGGCGCCAAGGUCUUCACCAAACUAGAUCUGAGAUGGGGUUACAAUAACGUCCGGGUUAAGGAAGGUGACGAAUGGAAAACCGCGUUCCGUACCAAGUAUGGCCUGUACGAAUCCCUUGUCAUGACCUUUGGCCUAACCAAUGCCCCGGCAUCAUUCCAACAUUUUAUGAAUGAUUUGUUUAAGGACCUGCUUGAUGUAUGCGUUAUCAUAUACCUUGAUGACAUCCUGAUCUACUCCAAGGAUGACGCCACACACACCCAGCACGUUCACAAAGUCCUACGCCGGUUGGUGGAAAACCAAUUGUUCUGUAAAGCGUCCAAAUGCACCUUCCACGUCACCUCUGUGGAAUACCUGGGAAUUAUUGUUUCGGACAAAGGUUUCAGCCUGGACAAGCUCAAGAUCCAGGCUGUACAGGAAUGGCCUACGCCCACUAAGGUUAAAGAAGUUCAGUCAUUCCUGGGCUUUGCCAACUUCUUACGCCGCUUCGUCGCCAACUUUAGUCACAUGGCUAGGCCGCUACACAACUUGGUCAAAAAGGACACUCCUUGGAAAUGGGACAUCAAGGAACAAGAGGCCUUCCAGGGGCUAAAGGACACUAUUACCAACGCACCCGUACUAUGCCAUGCAGACCCGUCCAAGCCAUACUACCUAGAAACCGACGCCUCAGGGGCAGCACUAGGCUCCAUACUCAGCCAACGCCAGGAAGACGGUCGCCUUCACCCACUAGGUUUUCUAUCUGAGUCAUUCAAGGGCGCCAAACAGAACUAUGACACCCACGACAAGGAGCUGUUAGCCAUCAUCCGUUCCUUUGAGUAUUGGCGUAUCUUCUUGGAAGGAACCGUUCACCCUGUCACUGUGUUCACUGAUCACCGCAACUUGGAGUAUUGGAAGGAGUCACGGACGUUUAACCGACGACACGCUAGAUGGCACCUACUGUUAGCAGGUUACAACUUCCAAAUUGUCUACCGCCCUGGGAAGCAGUCGGGAAAACCCGAUGCCCUUUCACGCCGCUCUGAUCACGCCGAUAUCCCACCCGCUGACCAAACCAUGCUCCCGGACCCCAUAUUCGCCAACGUAGCCUUAGUCAUACCAGAGAAGGAAUUACAACGCCAGAUUGAAUCGUCACUCAAUCAGGACAAGUCUUUGGAAGAAAUCUUACAGUUCCUACAAAAUGAGUCCAAAGCCCCACCUUCUAUCAAACGCGCAUUUAAGGACUACGAGAUGGAAGCAGGUCUAUUGUUCUAUCAAGGACGUAUUGUGGUCCCUGAUGUAGGCUCUCUAAGGACGGAUCUCCUGCGGAUAUUCCACGAUAGUCCCCUGGCAGGGCACCCUGGCAGGCAGCGUACCCUAGAACUAGUUUCACGCAACUACUAUUGGCCAGGCAUCCGAGCAGAUACAUAUUGGCACGUGGACUCCUGUGAGACUUGCCAACGGAUCCGAAAACCAAAGUACGCCUCCAUUCCCCCACAGCCACUCGAACUUCCAUCCAGGCCAUGGCAACAUGUUUCCUACGACAUGAUUGUAGAUUUACCUAAGGACGGGAGCAACGACUCCAUCCUGGUCAUAGUGGACAGCUUCACCAAGUAUGGCAUCUUUGUUAAGUGUUCCAAAAAACUCAAGGCACCCGAACUUGCGGAGUUGUUCCUGGAACAUGUAUGGAAACGCCAUGGGAUGCCGGAGAAGACUAUAUUGGACAGAGGCAGGGUUUUCAAUAACAAGUUCUUACGGGCCCUGUACAAACGCCUUGGCAUUGACCCACACUUCUCAUCGGCGUACCACCCCCAGAGCGACGGGCAAACGGAACGGGUCAACCCCUCUAUCGAACACUUCCUCAGGGCUUAUUCAGGGGUCAAUCAACGGGACUGGGCUAAAUGGCUCCCUAUGGCGGAGUUUGCAUACAACAAUGCCGUACACAGUAGCACGGGUAAAACCCCCUUCAAAGCAUUGUAUGGAUGGGAACCUACCUUAACCCCAUCCAACGUACCUACAGACGUCCCGGAAGCAAAUGACCUUGCCCAAACAAUGGAAACCCAAUGGAAGGAAGUGGAAUCCGCCCUCCGGCAAUCUAAGCAACAAAUGAUAGCCGGAGAAAAUGGGAGCCCAAUAGAAUUCGAAGUCGGAGAAGAGGCAUGGCUUGACGCCAGGAACGUGAACCUCAAAACCCUGAGCCCAAAGCUAACAGAGCAACGCUUAGGGCCGUUCAAGGUUACCAAAAAAAUCUCCGACCGCGCUUACCGGCUUGAACUACCUCCAACCAUGCGCAUCCACAACGUAUUCUACGUGGGGCUCCUGUCUAAGGUCAAAAGGGAUGAUAAACGCGCCUUCGAAAAUCGCCCUCCACCAGUCACCGUGGAUGGAGAAGAAGAAUACGAGGUCGAAGGGAUCACGGAUAUGGAAGAAAGGGACGGGAAAUGGUUCUUUAGGGUAAAAUGGAAGGGCUAUGGAUCAGAGGAGAACACUUGGGAACCAAGGGAAAACCUCAAGAACGCCGAAAAAAUCCUAAAAAAUUUUGAGAAAGAGAUGAAGAAGAAGGCCCUCGGCGCUGCCAAGGCCCUUAGAGGGGGGGCAGUGUCGUAG